Molecule: messenger RNA, 1404 nt
Organism: Cynara cardunculus var. scolymus (artichoke)
Lineage: Eukaryota; Viridiplantae; Streptophyta; Magnoliopsida; Asterales; Asteraceae
Product: thaumatin-like protein 1b
Exons: 3
Coding region: 49-978 (309 amino acids)
Biological process (GO): defense response
Cellular component (GO): extracellular region
Source: RefSeq, a predicted model, not a curated record
UGGAGAGCAUUUUUUUAUCCUAACUUUCCCUUCAUCGUAGUUCCAAAUAUGGCGAAAUUGCUUCUAACGAUCUCUAUCUUCAUACUCUCAAUCGCACAAUUCUUCCUUCAAGGAGUAAUUUCGUCGGCAACGUUUACAUUUGUGAACAAGUGUGAUAAAACAGUUUGGCCAGGCAUUUUGUCGAACGCUGGGAUUGCACCUCUUCAAUCAACAGGUUUUGCUCUCCAAAAAGGCGAAUCGAAGGUACUCAACGCGCCCUCGUCAUGGGGUGGUCGGUUCUGGGGAAGAACACACUGUUCCGAGGAUUCAGAUGGUAAAUUCUCCUGUGGUACUGGCGAUUGCGGAUCUGGAAAGAUGGAAUGCGCCGGUGCCGGAGCUACACCUCCAGCCACCUUGGCUGAAUUUACUCUCGAUGGCGAUGGUGGGAUGGAUUUCUUCGAUGUUAGUUUGGUUGAUGGAUACAAUCUUCCGAUGAUGGUGACACCUAGCGGCGGAUCUGGACAUAAUUGUACGUAUACUGGGUGUAUGACGGACUUGAACGGUGCGUGUCCGGCGGCGUUGAAGGUGAUGAACUCCGAUGGCAAUGGGGUGGCGUGUAAAAGCGCGUGUGAGGCGUUUGGACAACAACAGUAUUGCUGUAGCGGCGAGUAUGGUACACCCGACACUUGCAAACCCUCGUCUUACUCGCUUCUCUUCAAGACUGCUUGUCCACGCGCCUACAGCUAUGCCUACGAUGAUAAAACGAGCACUUUCACUUGCAACGGCGCCGACUACCAGGUUACCUUUUGCCCGCCGCCGACCACCAGCAAGAAAUCAACCGAGGGGCAAGAAACUCCGGCGGUGCCAACGAUGCCAGAGUUCGACAGUGGAAUGGUUUUCGAAGGUGCAAACGCAAUGGAAAAUAGCGGAGCUCCAUCACGGAACACCUACAUUCACAUGGCCAUUAUGGCAGCGGUUAUGACAGUUGUAUCAUUAUGAGCCCGGCCCAUUCAGAGUCACGCGAAAAAGAAUCAUCCAUUAACCUUUCGAGUCUGGGUGUGGGCUCGUCUUCUUUUCAAUUCAUGUUUCCCUAUUUUGUCCUCCCGACCCGUUUGGGCCCCGAUGUGACGUGGACUCGAGUCAUCUUGAAAAGCUACUCCCCACCAAAAACCCACCCUCUCGCUUUAUUCUUUCGGAUCCAACUUCUUUUUCGGAUUCGAUCGGGAAGAAAAAAAACAAGAUUAUCAUUAGAGAAUUUUGGAUUGCAUUAUUGAGUUGUACGGUACAAGUUGAGGAAUUUGUGGGUGAUUCUUUUUUAGAAUUAAAAAAAUAUAGGAUUUUAGGUUGAAUAAAUUGUUUAUGGAAUUAUUAGGUGUAUUGAUGCAACAUGUAAACCAUUCUAUUUAGUGGGAAAAUUAUGUGGAA